Messenger RNA from Capsaspora owczarzaki ATCC 30864, 1424 nucleotides. RefSeq names its product phosphoglycerete kinase 1. Lineage: Eukaryota; Filasterea; Ministeriida; Capsasporidae. Gene Ontology annotation, molecular function: ATP binding; ADP binding; phosphoglycerate kinase activity. The record is from RefSeq and is a predicted model, not a curated record. Gene Ontology annotation, cellular component: cytosol. Bases 22 to 1275 code for a protein of 417 amino acids. The transcript has 10 exons. Gene Ontology annotation, biological process: gluconeogenesis; glycolytic process.
UUUGGACAACAGCAGUACAAAAUGGCACUCAACAAGCUCGGCAUUCGCGACCUCGAUCUCGCUGGCAAGCGCGUUCUGAUCCGCGUCGACUUUAACGUCCCGCUCGACAAGAAGCAGAACAUUACCAACAACCAACGCAUUGUCGCUGCGCUGCCCACGAUCAAGUACGCCCUCGAGAACAACGCCAAGGCCGUCGUCCUCAUGAGCCACCUCGGUCGCCCCGACGGCCGCCGUCUCGAGGACCAGUCGCUCGCCCCGGUCGCCAAGGAGCUCGAGAAGCUCUUGAGCAAGCCUGUUCAGUUCCUCAACGACUGCGUCGGCGAGGAGGUCGAGAAGGCGUGCGCCAAUCCUGCUCAAGGCUCGAUCAUCCUGCUCGAGAACUUGCGCUUCCACCUCGAGGAGGAAGGCAAGGGCCUCGACAAGGACGGCAACAAGGCCUCCGCCACCAAGGACCAGAUUGCUGCCUUCCGUGCCAGCCUCACCAAGCUCGGCGACGUCUACAUCAACGACGCGUUCGGCACCGCCCAUCGCGCACACAGCUCGAUGGUUGGCGUCAACCACUCGCAGCGUGCUGCCGGCUUCCUCAUGAAGAAGGAGCUCGACUACUUUGCCAAGGCUCUCGACCACCCCGAGCGUCCCUUCCUUGCCAUUCUUGGAGGCGCCAAGGUUUCCGACAAGAUUCAGCUCAUCAACAACCUCCUCGACAAGGUCGAUGAGAUGAUCAUUGGUGGCGGCAUGGUCUUUACUUUCAAGAAGGUCUUGAACAACAUGGAGAUCGGCAAGUCGCUUUUCGAUCAGGAGGGCUCCAAGAUUGUCCAGGACAUUAUCUACAAGGCCAAGGAGAAGAACGUCAAGCUGCACUUCCCCGUUGACUAUAUCACUGCCAGCAAGUUUGGCGCCGACGCCGAGACUGGUGUUGCUACCGACGCCUCCGGUGUCCCCGCUGAUUGGCUCGCGCUUGACUGCGGCCCAGAAUCUGCCAAGAUCUUCGCCGAGGCCGUUGGCCGCGCCAAGACUGUUCUCUGGAACGGCCCCAUGGGUGUGUUUGAGUUUGAAAAGUUUGAAAAGUGCACCAAGGCCGUCAUGGACGCUGUUGUCGCCUCCACGGCCAAGGGCACGAUCACCAUCAUCGGUGGCGGUGACACGGCCACUGCCGCUGCCAAGUACAACGCCGAGGAGCAGGUCAGCCACGUGAGCACUGGUGGCGGUGCGUCGCUCGAGCUGCUUGAAGGCAAGGAGUUGCCAGGUGUUACCGCUCUUUCUGCCAAGCUUUAAGGUUGUGGGGGGUUGUUGUUUGCGGGUGCGUUUUGUUGCUCUCCCAACGCUUUUGACAGCACGUGUAUCAAUCGCACAUUAUCAUGGUCUUUUCGUCAGUCUGCAGCAGUUCAUUGUAGAUCAUGAAUGCAUGCCAAAUUUCCAAAGGA